UUAUUCAAUUUCUGAAAUCAGAUACAACAAGAAGUUCGAGACAGGUAGUAAAGCAUCCACUAACAACACCAAAGAGGGCUGCUUCUGUCCAACUGGCACCGUCUUAUUCAACACUGUCUAUGAUACAUGUGUUGCCUCCUGUGAUUGUGUUGGACCUGAUGGUGGACCCAAAGAGCCUGGUGAUACAUGGAUAAGUGGCUGCAACAUAUGUGAGUGUGACAAGGAUUCCAUGAGCAUCCAGUGUGAGCCUGCCACCUGCCCCACAGUGCAGAGCCCUGUCUGCAGCGGGCCGGGUCAGCAGCUGGUCAACAAAACAGAAGGCUGCUGCACAACACAGUCCUGCGAGUGCAAUGUAAACCUGUGUCCACGACCAAUCACCUGCCCAGUGGGCUUCCAACGCAACGUUACCAGCGGCACCUGCUGCCAGUCCUACGAGUGUGUUCCUAAAGGUGUAUGUGUCUAUGACAUGAAUGAGUACAAGCCUAGUGACAAAAUACCAACAGAAACAACACCAGAACCACCAUUAGAACCGCCAUCAACACCACCAACAACAACAACAACAACAACAACAGAACAACCACCUGGAACAACAGCACCAUCAGGAGCAGGACAACCUUCAGGAACAACAACAUCUCCAUCAGGAGCAGGACAACCUUCAGGAACAACAACAUCUCCAUCAGGAGCAGGACAACCUUCAGGAACAACAACAUCUCCAUCAGGAGCAGGACAACCUUCAGGAACCACAACAUCUCCAUCAGGAGCAGGACAACCUUCAGGAACAACAACAGCACCAUCAGGAGCAGGACAACCUUCAGGAACAACAACAUCUCCAUCAGGAGCAGGACAACCUUCAGGAACAACAACAGCACCAUCAGGAGCAGGACAACCUUCAGGAACAACAACAUCUCCAUCAGGAGCAGGACAACCUUCAGGAACAACAACAUCUCCAUCAGGAGCAGGACAACCUUCAGGAACAACAACCUCCCCAUCAGGAGCAGGACAACCUUCAGGAACAACAACAUCUCCAUCAGGAGCAGGACAACCUUCAGGAACAACAACAGCACCAUCAGGAGCAGGACAACCUUCAGGAACAAGAACAGCACCAUCAGGAACAUCGGGACCUUUCACACCAAAACCCUGCCAGGAGUGUUUCUGUGGCCCCAAAAUGGAUCCCAUCACUAGGUUGAACAUCAUUAACUGCAGACCUGUUGUGUGCAACACAAAAUGCUCCAAAGGUUAUGAAUAUCAGACCGUACAUCGAAAGUGCUGCGGGAAAUGUGUUCAGAAAAGCUGCAUUUUCACCACACAGGACAACACAACACAUAUCCUUGAGGUCAACAACACCUUUAUUCCCACGAAUGACAAGUGUGUGAAAUAUACCUGUGAGAAGAUGAAUGGACAUCUUGUUACCAAGGAGACCAAGACAACCUGUUCUCCCUUUAACCCCUUGGACUGUGAACCUGGCACUGAGACUACUGACACUACUGGAUGCUGCAAAACCUGCAAGCGGAAGAGCGUCUGUGAGAUGAAGAGUAAGCUAACAGUCAUGGAAGUGAGCGGCUGCAAGAGUGCGCAGCCGCUCAACAUUACAUCCUGCGCUGGACACUGUGGAAGCUCGUCCAUAUAUUCUGCGGCAGCUAACAAGAUGAUGCACCAGUGUGAGUGUUGCCAAGAGGCCAGCGUCAGUAAGAAGAGUGUGGAGCUGACUUGUGCAGAUGGCUCAAAGGUGAACCACAGCUACACUGCAGUGGAUACGUGCAGCUGCAGAAAAGCAGACUGUGUGCCUGGGACCACGUCAGAACCACUUCGCCGCAGGAGACGCUGAUCAGUCCCUGACACUGCUGUCCACCCCACAUAAAUCUUAGAAACACUGAGCAAGAAUUAACCGUCGAUUUUAUUAUUCUUGUCAGGUUUAUUAUUUAUAGCUCAAAAUGUGCUCUUUUCCAUUGUAUACUGGGAUGUAAACUUUUUUGGAAGAUUAUUAAUAAAAUGAAACUUCUGCAAUUUGAA
This is a messenger RNA of Notothenia coriiceps (black rockcod), 2010 nucleotides long. Its product is annotated as mucin-2-like. The annotation marks the transcript as partial. Gene Ontology annotation, cellular component: extracellular region. Gene Ontology annotation, molecular function: hormone activity. The transcript is spliced from 11 exons. The record is from RefSeq and is a predicted model, not a curated record. NCBI's taxonomy places the organism in Eukaryota, Metazoa, Chordata, Actinopteri, Perciformes, Nototheniidae.